This is a messenger RNA of Linepithema humile (Argentine ant), 2492 nucleotides long. Its product is annotated as leucine-rich repeat-containing protein 4-like. Gene Ontology annotation, cellular component: extracellular matrix. The record is from RefSeq and is a predicted model, not a curated record. Lineage: Eukaryota; Metazoa; Arthropoda; Insecta; Hymenoptera; Formicidae. Gene Ontology annotation, molecular function: protein binding.
GGAUUAAAUUAACGCAAUGACUCGCGGCGCCGGCGGGGUUAUUUUGCGAAAAUAUAUUUGCCUCCAAUCACAGCAAAUACGUGAAUUCGAUACGUCGAUAGCGUCCGAGUUAUCGAAUUCCAAUAAAUAAAAUACGAAUAGCUAAAUUUGCUAAUUAAUUAUGGUUGAUUUAUUGUUUCUCGACAGUAUUUAAAAUAUUAAUUUGUAUACAAAUAAGAAAAAAAGAGCAAUAAUGACAAUCGUCACAUCGAUGUGACCAAAUAAUUUUAUUUGUCGACUAGAUUGUGUCUUUGAAGAGGAAAAGUCGUGAUUCUCUGCUGACAAACAGCAACACGCGUAAAUGAGAACUACGUGCGUAUCGGAGUGCGGUAUGCAGUAUAAUGCAGCUGAUUUUUGCCCCCCUCCCCUCUUUUAAUUCGGCACUAUAUUCUUCGGCAGAGAGUAUCGCGGAUAAAUCCGUUGCCAUUCCAUCGGAUCGUGGUGUAGAAAGCGUAGUUCGCGCUAGGUGGUCCUGGUGGUGCGGUCGGUCGAUCAGGUGCAUCGAAAUCGGAUCGCUCCAAAAAUCGAUUAAUCAGAUAACUACCACUUGGCACGAUGUGGCUCGGCUCGCUUACGUUUUUGACCAUCGUCGUUUCGCUCAUCUCGGCGAAAACGUUAACGGUUGAUCUAUCAUUCCGCAAGUUAACGAAAGAAGAUUUCUUCGUGAAAAUACAGUCCCAGUAUAAUCUACAUGAAGUGACAGAUCUCAAUUUAAGAGGAAACCAGUUUGACAGUUUCCUGGACUGUUCUACUAAUUUAGAAAAUCUGAGAACGUUGGAUCUGUCUCAAAAUCAUCUUCAGCGAUUCUUUUUCCUCUGUAAAGAGGAAUAUAAUUUGCAAGUGUUAAAUGUGAGUCACAACAAAUUAGAGUACAUCGACGACAAUGCUUUCAACGACCGGAUACCGAAAUUGAAGAUAUUAGAUAUAUCCUUCAACAAACUCACGGUGGUCAAUGAAACGAUGUUGCAACAUUUCACGAUCCUCGAGUAUCUAUCUCUGUCUAAUAAUCCUAUAGAAGAUGGAAUACACGAGAACGCGUUUUGGAAUUUGAAGACGCUGAAGCAUCUCGAUUUGAAGAACAUAUCUGCACCGUAUUUCUCAUCCGACUUUUUCAAGACCUUGACUAACUUAUCAACCUUAGACCUAUCCUGGAACCCAAUCAGCACGAUACCCCUAUUGCCGAUAAGUUUGCAGGAGCUGGAUUUAUCCGGCACUCAAGUGAUAAAUUUCGCAAAUAUGUAUUUACCGCAACUGCGAGAAUUAAGGCUGAAUUACAUGUCGAAUUUAACGUCGCUGGCCCUAAACGAUCUCGAAAAACUGACGAACCUGGAAACGUUAUCAAUGAUCGGUUGCAAACGGCUGAUUCAACUAAGUCUUCAGCCGCAGGCAGGUGUUGUGCUGCCACGAUUGCAGCAUCUCUCGAUAAAAGAGAGCGGCCUUGAAACUCUGGGCACCGAACUGCGCGCCUUGAUGCAACGAACACCUACUAUCGAAUUGGAAAACAAUCUCUGGAAAUGCGAUUGCAAAUUGGAAUGGAUCGCUUUGCUAAACUCGACGAAAAUUCUCAGUCGAGAUAUCAGAUGCCUCGUACCGGAGCAACACCAUGGCAAACUCCUUGCUGAAAUACCGAGCUACGAAUUGCAAUGCGAAUACGACUCGUCGGUCUUGUACCUAGUCCUGUGGACGUGCCUCUCGAUAUUGAUUGUUUUCCUGAUCGCCGUCGCGGUUUUAUUCCUCCUGAAGCGACCGAUAGGCCAAUGGAGCUUUAAGGGAAGAAACAGGGACACCGUCACGUACAAGAACGUCGUGGAAUCGAACAAUGAUCUGGUCCGGAUAUUGGUAGCCGAGACGCACGAUCGCAACGGAGAAUAAGGCCAAAUUGAGAUAGAAAAAAGAAAAAAUCUCCGAUAAUAUCAGACAAAAAUUCGCCUAACAAUUAACAUUUUUAUCGAAUUCUUUUUCAAAUUUCACACAUAAUUUACUUCAUAAUACAUUAAGAUUUUUUUUACAGUACAGUUUUGUACAGCUUUGUUAUAACAAUUAUCUUGUAAUAAUAUUGUAGCAUAGCUGAUGAGUGCCAUAUAAGAAUAUACUCUAUUUUUCCACAUUCGUAAGAAAAUAUGUAACAAAAUGUAAAUAAGAAAAAGACAUCAAUAUGUAAAACAAUCUAAAAAUGAUUUCUUUGUGAUACUAAAAUCUUUGUAUUAUAUUAAGAUUUUUAAAAACUACAUAAUUAAUUUCAAUAAUUAAUUCUAGGGAUAUGCUGGUGGAUAACGAAUUGUUGCGCGUCCGUAUAUAUCAAAAAUGAAUUAUGAAAAGUCACUUAUGAUACGCCUCGUAAACUCGAAUGACCAAGUACCGCGGAUUCGAUAGUACUCAAAGUACUAGUUUCUAGUGUCCGAUAAUAAUGUGAAACCUCUGUGGUCGAAUAAAAACGUUUGUGUGCUUCUUUU